AUGGCACAACAAAAUGACUCCAAAGCUUCAGACCCUGAAGCUCACUCCGUGGCCGACCCGAUGACCACUCAAUCAGGUUCUGAUGGUGCGGCCAAGGACGCUGGCACAGACACAGCGUCACCCUACGGGACUCGCUCUCGUAACAGGACGGGCACCUCGCGCCCCAACUACGCUGAGGACAAGGACAUCGACACUGAUGUCUACGACUACUAUCACGACAAGAAGGACCACGACUCCAAAAAGUCGUCGCGACAGGCCAGUGCCGCCGCGAACGGUGAUGCGCCGCCUCGUGGCGGUGCCAAUUCACGUAAGGCUGGCACGGACGAGGCCAAAGCCGGGCAAUCUGCGAAUGCCUCCAAGGAGCAGCAGACAGGCGCUUCAAGCAAUGCGUCCACCACCACUCACUCAACGGGACCUUCGCAGCCUACACGAAAGCGCAAGGCCGCAAACCAGUCGGCAGGGUCCACCGGCCAAGGCGCCUCCGCUAAUGGAUCGUCCAAGAAGGCGACGACGGCCUCUGGACCGACCACGGGCAUUUCGUGGCCCGAAACCAACAUGUUGACUUUUGACGACUGCAAGGCACGACCCGUCGACGGGCGGAUGGUGGCCGACGAUGGCACGGUGCUGGAAGCAAAUGAUCAUGUGUACCUUGUCUGCGAGCCACCAGGAGAACCAUAUUACCUGGGCCGCAUCAUGGAGUUCCUCCACGCGCAGAAUGACACGAGCAAGCCCGUGGACGCAAUCCGCAUCAACUGGUACUACCGGCCAAAGGACAUUGGGCGAAAGGCCCCGGACACGCGCUAUGUGUUUGCGACGAUGCACUCAGACAUCAGCCCGUUGACUGCGCUCCGCGGCAAGUGUCAGAUUCGCCACAAGGCUGAGAUCCCCAGCCUGGACGCCUACCGCAAGACGCCCGACAGCUUCUGGUACGACAAGCUGUAUGAUCGGUACAUCCAGAAGAACUACGACCUGAUCCCCACGCGCUCGAUUGUCAACGUCCCUGCCAACGUGAAAAAGGUGCUCGACGAGCGCUGGAAAUACGUGCUAGUUGAGCAGGGGCGUGGCAAGGAGCUCACUAGCGCCGUUAAGCUCUGCAGGAGAUGCACCGGCUAUUGCGCCAGCAACGAUUCGGUUGACUGCGCCGUGUGUCAAAACACGUAUCAUAUGAAUUGUGUUAAGCCGCCCCUGCUCAAGAAGCCCUCGAGAGGAUUCGCCUGGUCUUGCGCUGCGUGCAGUCGCGCGCAGGAGAGGAAGCUGGAGGCUCGCAACACCCCUAAUGUCAAUGACCCCAGCUUUGACGGCGAAGAUGACGACUUCUUGGAUGAGGAGGAUGAGGAGAUGCAGGGAGUCGACACAGGCCGCACUAGCCCCGACGAGGACAACCAUGGACCCCACGAGGGAACUGCCGAACAGAUCUACCAGGCAAGCCUUUGGCCUUAUAGAUACUUGGGCAUGCACUGCAAACCCGAGGAUGCCCUCGAUUACGACGACAGAAUCUACCCUCGCGCAAGCACACGAAUUGGCCCACGCCACCAGGCCAAUGUUCUGCCAUGGCCCGGAAAGCCUGUGGAGUAUGUCAAGCCGCCUGAGACCAAGAAAAAUGGCAAGAAGGAUACCAAGUCGAAGGAGGCACAGGCCGCUCUAGAAGCUGACAAGGCCUGGCGCGGAAAGCGACCGAAGUGGAUUCAGGACAUGCCUCCUGGCUAUACCGUCCGAGGCGAGGAUCAUGACGAGGAUGAUCCCAAGUGCACGUCAAAGCGACUUUGGAUGCCCCCUUCAGAAGAUGUCAUUUCUAGCGACGAAAUUAACGCGUAUAUGGAGAAGGCCAAGGCGAUGGCCAAGGGACUCGGACUACCGGAACGAUCAACCAACCUCGAGGACGUUGCCGCAAACACCCUGUUCCGCACCGAUUACGACACAAAACGUGCAAUCAAACUUGUCCCCGAGACAGAAAAGGCGGCAUUCAAGGAACCCGAAUUGACCCCAACAGAAUUGAAGAGGUUUGAGGAGGCAGUCGUCAAGUACGGAUCUGAACUGUACCUUGUCAAGAGGCAUGUCAAAACCAUGCCUUUUGGCAUGGUCACUCGUUUCUACUAUACCUGGAAGAAAUCCGAGCGUGGUAAACAGGUUUUGGCCAACAUGUCGGGCCGAAAGGGCAAGAAGGAGGCCAAACGGGCCGAGGCUGCUGCUAGCAAGCUCGCCGACGAUGUUGCAGACAAUGACGACGACUCGGCUUUCGAUGCGGAGAAAGCGAACCAGAAGAAGCGUGGUUUCGUGUGUCAGUUCUGCUCUACGACGAACUCACGCAGCUGGCGACGUGCACCAAACCCGAUUCCCGGACUCGUCAAUGAGAACGGCUCGAAGAACGCGAACAAGGACAAGGGCGGCGAGCGCGUUGUGGCUCUAUGCCGCCGAUGUGCGGAGCUUUGGCGCAGAUAUGCCAUUCGAUGGGAGGACAUGGAAGAGGUGGCCAAGAAGGUGGCUCAGUCUGGUGGUCGUGCCUGGAAGCGCAAGCAGGAUGAAGAGCUGCUCAAGGAGCUGCAGGCUGCCAAAGACUUGGGCAUGAUGACACCUGAACGGGCGCCGACUCCCUCGACAACUACUUCGACGACCAAUGGACAAGAACCGCCGCGCAAGAAGCUCAAGACUGCCCCCUCAGACAAGGAUGCCGACAACAAUCACUCGGACGCGGCCAGCGUGGCGGGCUCUACCGCAUCGAAGAAGAAGGACAAGAGCGUGGAAAGGGCGGCAGCGCCCGAGAUGCCCAAGCCCAGAGUGCUACCUUGCGCUGUAUGCGGUCAGAUGGAGCCACAAGGCGACCAACGCCUGUCUUGUCGCGAGUGUCGCCUGACUGUGCACCGCAAUUGCUAUGGCAUCAUGGAUAACCGCAACCCUGAGAAAUGGACCUGCGAUAUGUGUGCUAACGACAAGAACCCCCAGGUUUCGACACACUACAAGUGUGUCCUGUGUCCUGUUGACUACACUGAGUACGACUUUGUGGAACAACCAAAGCUCACACACCACAAGAAGAAGAUGUCGGAAAAGGAUCGCGAGAGGGAACGUCAGGAUGUCCAGAAAGCCCGAAAGGCGGCCGAGUUCUACCGCAAGAAGCAGGAGGAGAUGAAUCGACCAGUCAAUCCUCGUGAGCCUCUCAAACGAACCGCCGACAACAAUUGGGUUCACGCAACCUGCGCAGUCUGGACACCAGAAGUCAAAUUUGGCAAUGCUAAGGCCCUAGAGCCUUCAGAAGGGAUUCCCUCAAUCCCCAGGAGCAAGUACGACGAGGUUUGCCAGGUUUGUAACAAAAAGGACGGCGCUUGCGUCUCGUGCCAUCAAUGCCGUAUACCAAUGCAUGUGGAAUGCGCACGGCAGCAGGGACACGUUCUCGGCUUCGACAUUACUCCCGUGAAAAGUUCCCGUCGGGACCAAGUCACGACUGUGACAAUCGGCGGAGAGAGUGGCACAAUGUCGGCGACCGUUUGGUGCAAGGACCAUGCUCCAGCGAAGACGACGGUUCAUCGUAUGCACGAUAUUGUCAACGAGUCGGGGCUCAAUGCUCUGCAGCUCUACGUCCAAAACUUUAAACAGGCCGAUCUCACAUUGACGGGUACCGUCCGCAAGGCCAAUCUGAUGACGACUGCAGCCAAAAUGACGGGAACAACGACUCAACCUGGGCUACGGCGGUCGUCAACGACGAAUAUUCCUGCAGGCGGAUGGAGCCAGCAGCGCAGUGGGGAGACUGAGGACGUCGCCUUGGACGCCAGACAACCGGGAGAGAAGGUCUGCAUCACCUGCGGCAUCGAUGUCAGCCCCAAGUGGUGGCCAAUUGACAAUUCUCAAGAGCGCGAACUCACCAAUGGGCACUAUGGCACUCUUGGAAGUGAGGCACAGAAGUUUGUGGAACAGAGGCGAUUCCAAUGUCACAAGUGCCGCAAGGCCCAGCGGACCGCGAAGCCACAUGCGCCGCGGCGAUCUCCUCCAAUGGUGGAGAUGGCACUUCCGCCAGCGCCAGCGCCAGCUCCAGCACCAGCACCAGCGCGAGAGCCCAGUGUGCCAGCGGCCGUCAACCCUCUACACAGCCCGCCACAAGCCAUGCCCGGCCACCGAGAACCGCACCCUGCUACUUACGCCUGGCCGUCUCAUGUCCCCCCUCAGACAGCGCCUCCUCCAAUGCAGGCUCCAGCUCAUGUCGCAGACCAUGCUCUUGGGGCCCGGCCACCACCAGCUCCCCACGGAUACCCGGCUCCACCGCCGCCGAGAACCUCAUUUAACGACUGGGGAGCCCGACCUGGAAGCCAGCACGGAUCGCCUCCUCGGCAUCUCAAUGGAGGACCUCCCCCCCUUCACAACCCGCCGCACCUCUCGUCCCUGCGACCCCCACCGCUGUCGGGUCCUCCGCCUCCUGCACCGCUGCCCGUAAACCACCACGGGUCACCGCCCUAUGUCAAUGGACUUCCCCCGUCUCCUCGAAGACUCAACGGACCGGCGCCGCCAUCGCGAUAUGUGCAUCCGUACCAGUCCCAUGGACACCACGGUCCCCCGGCACAUCUACCGCCGCCAAACAUGAGCAAUGGAGCGCCCCCGCCUCCGCCGCCGAGGAAUGACGGAUUUGCUCAUGGCCUACAUCCGCAGAGAACACCAUUCUCAGCGCCUCAUGCGAGCCCGCCCGGUUCUCGAAGUGGGCUUCCUCCACCACACGAGCCUCCAGGAUCGGCGGGUUCAAUCAGCCAGCGGCAACCGGAGAGCCGACCGAUGAAUGGAGCAAGUGCUAGUCCUUCAUUGCGAAACCUACUAUCGUGA
Messenger RNA from Fusarium keratoplasticum, 4800 nucleotides. RefSeq lists its product as uncharacterized. The record is from RefSeq and is a predicted model, not a curated record. Gene Ontology annotation, cellular component: Lid2 complex. The transcript is spliced from 6 exons. Gene Ontology annotation, biological process: histone catabolic process. Gene Ontology annotation, molecular function: ubiquitin-protein transferase activity; chromatin binding. Bases 1 to 4800 code for a protein of 1599 amino acids. Lineage: Eukaryota; Fungi; Ascomycota; Sordariomycetes; Hypocreales; Nectriaceae.